Molecule: messenger RNA, 3857 nt
Organism: Syzygium oleosum
Lineage: Eukaryota; Viridiplantae; Streptophyta; Magnoliopsida; Myrtales; Myrtaceae
Product: glutamate receptor 3.3
Exons: 6
Coding region: 779-3607 (942 amino acids)
Cellular component (GO): plasma membrane
Molecular function (GO): glutamate-gated receptor activity
Source: RefSeq, a predicted model, not a curated record
GGGCAAAAUCCGGCUGCAAACGUCACCUUCCUAUGCCAACUUCACCAGGUACGAGUUGGCCAGAGAGACGCAACCUCCCUCAGUUUCGAACCUCACCGGGAUUGGUUGGUCCCAAGUCCCCUUCUCCCUCUGCCCUCCUCAGGCGAGAGAGUCCUCGCUGCGCGUUAGUUUAUUCCAGCCUCUCCUCUCUCUCUCUCUCUCUCUCUCUCUCCACUUUUGAAGAACCGAGUUCGAUACGGCAACAGGUCAGAAAAGCAAGUUGGGGAGGCGCGGGCGGGUUGCUUUCGCUUAGUGGGUAUCGCUUCUCUCCGCGAAACAAGAAUCGAAUGGUUUCGGCGGCGUAGUGUGUUUUUUUUUUGGGCUCCCCGGCUUUUGAUCCAUAUUGGGAGAAUCAGCAUCCGGUCUGUCGUCUCGUUGCACUGUCCUGUCUUAUUCUGUCGACUCUCUGCCUUCGCUCGCGAGGGAACUGUGGAGAAAAAAACUGGAGAACGUGGGAGGAUUCCAAGUCUUGGUCACGUCACAUCCACUUGUGCUAAUGCUUUCGGUUUGCCAACAGAGGAAAGCUUGUAGUAAUCGGGUCAAAUUCCCAGUCGGAGAUGAGUUUUAAUGGAGACCCACCACUAGUUGCUCCUUGUUUUCUCUUCUCUUCUUUCUGCCUCUAGAGGUUCUCUCAUUUUCUCCGAGCGGUGGAAUGUCUGUUGAAAUUUGUUCAUUGCCUCGGUUAAGUUCUGGGAAUUAAGUCUUGUAUGCUGCAGAGGGCUAGUGGCAUUUUUGGCUGAUGGAAGGGAAAUGCUGGUCAUGUAAAAUGAGAAGGGUUUGGCUUCUGUCGUUGCCAUUUCUGUUUCUUGGAGUGUUCCCCUCUGUAUUUAGCAAGAAUGUUACUUCAAGACCUGCUGUCGUGAAUGUUGGAGGCUUUUUGGCAUUCAAUUCCACCAUCGGAAGAGUCGCCAAGAUUGCCAUUGACGAAGCUGUGAAGGAUGUCAACGCUAAUUCCACCAUCCUCCCUGGAACCAAGCUCGCCGUCGUGAUGCGAAACACCAAUUGCAGUGGGUUCCUUGGCAUGAUUGAAGUUCUGCAGUUCAUGAAGUCUGAUGUCGUUGCCAUCCUUGGUCCACAGUCUUCUGUGGUUGCUCAUAUUACGGGACUUGUUGCAAACGAAUUCCAAGUGCCUCUGCUUUCAUUUGCGGCCACAGAUCCUACCCUAUCAUCCCUCGAGUUCCCCUAUUUUGUUCGAACGACGCAGAGUGAUUUGAAUCAAAUGAGCGCUGUAGCGGAGCUUGUUGAUUACUAUGGUUGGAAGGAGGUGACUGCCAUUUAUCUCGAUGAUGAUUAUGGCAGAAAUGCUGUGUCGGCAUUAAAUGAUAAGCUCGCGGAAAGACGCUGUAAAAUCUCAUACAAGGUGGGAAUUCCACCAGGGCCAGUUAAGCGUAGUGAAAUCAUGGAUAUUCUUGUCAAGGUUGCACUCAUGGAAUCAAGGGUCAUUGUUUUGCAUGUUACUCCUGAGUCAGGUUUCAUGGUGUUCUCCGUAGCAAACUAUCUCGCUAUGAUGGGUAAUGGCUAUGUUUGGAUUGCCACGGACUGGCUUUCAUCUUUUCUAGAUUCUGCUUCUCCUUUGCCAUCUGAAACCAUGGAGUCCCUGCAGGGAGUUCUUGUUUUGCGUCAACAUACAGCAGAUUCAGAUAAAAAGAGAGCAUUUGCCUCUCGGUGGAAUAGACUGACUGGUGGCUCCCCUGGCCUGAACUCUUAUGGACUUUAUGCUUAUGACUCCAUUUGGCUUGUUGCUCAUGCUCUUGAAGCGUUCUUUGAGCAGGGCGGCGUAAUUUCUUUCUCUAAUGACUCCAGGAUAAACUCUACUGAAAGUGGUGGCCUCCACCUCGAAGAAAUGAGCAUCUUUAACGGUGGACCACUCUUGUUAAAGAACAUUCUACAUACUAAUUUUGUUGGUUUAACAGGUCCUUUUCAGUUCAAUUCUGAUAGAUGUCUUAUUUAUCCUGCCUAUGAUAUUAUCAAUGUGGUUGGAACUGGGUUACGACGUAUUGGUUAUUGGUCCAAUUAUUCUGGGUUGUCAACUCUACCUCCUGAAGAGCUUUACAAGAGGGCACCUAACCGUUCUAGUCAAAGCCAGCAGCUCUAUAGUGUUAUUUGGCCAGGGGAGACACUGUUAAAACCUCGUGGAUGGGUCUUCCCAAAUAAUGGCAAGCAAUUACGGGUUGGUGUACCCGAUCGAGUCAGUUUCCGUCAAUUUGUAUCAAAAGUUCGUGGGACAGACAAUAUGUUCAAAGGGUUUUGCAUUGAUGUAUUUGUGGCUGCCGUCAACUUGUUACCUUAUGCAGUUCCAUAUCAAUUCGUUUCUUAUGGAAAUGGUCGUGAAAACCCAAGCUACACAGAGCUUGUGAAUUUGAUCACAACGGGUUUUUUUGAUGCUGCGGUUGGUGAUAUUGCCAUUGUUACCAAUAGGACGAAGAUUGUAGAUUUUACACAGCCAUAUACUGCAUCUGGACUUGUCAUUGUGGCCCCAUUCAGGAAAUUGAACACCGGUGCUUGGGCCUUCUUGCGCCCGUUCACCCCUCUCAUGUGGAUUGUGACUGGUGCCUUUUUCCUUGUCAUCGGGAUUGUUAUAUGGAUUUUGGAGCAUAGGACAAACGAUGACUUUAGAGGUCCUCCUCGAAAGCAACUAAUGACCAUUUUGUGGUUUAGCUUCUCAACAUUAUUUUUUGCCCACAGAGAGAACACCGCGAGCACUCUUGGUCGAAUGGUGCUAAUCAUAUGGCUAUUUGUUGUUCUGAUAAUCAACUCAAGCUACACUGCAAAUUUGACUUCAAUGCUCACGGUGCAGCAGCUAUCUUCGCCUGUUAAAGGAAUCGAAAGCUUAAUAAAGGGUGAUGAGCCUAUUGGGUAUCAAGUGGGUUCUUUUGCUGAACAUUACUUGAUAGAGCUUGGGAUAUCUAAGUCUCGGCUCAUCGCCCUGGGAUCACCAGAUGAAUAUGCUAAAGCACUGAGAAAUGGUCCAGGGAAGGGAGGUGUGGUUGCUCUGGUUGAUGAACUUCCAUAUGUAGAACUGUUUCUCUCGACACAAUGCUCGUUUAGGAUUGUUGGUCCAGAAUUCACCAAAAGCGGCUGGGGUUUUGCAUUUCCUCGGGACUCUCCCCUAGCAGUCGACUUGUCAACUGCGAUUCUAACGCUCUCUGAGAACGGCGAUCUCCAGAGGAUCCAUGACAAGUGGCUUUUGCAAACUGGUUGCAGUUCGGACAGUGCCGAGAUUGAAUCAGACCGACUUCAUCUCAAAAGUUUCUGGGGUCUCUUUCUCAUUUGUGGCAUUGCUUGCUUUAUUGCUCUCUUCAUAUACUUCCUGCAGAUUUUGCACCUGUUGUACCACACUGCCCCUGCCGAAUCUGUUCCAGAUGGUUCAAGCAGCUCGCGCACUAGGCCUCUCCAGAGAUUUCUGUCGAUAAUGGACGAGAAGGAAGACCCUUCCAAAAGAAGUAAAAGGAGGAAAGUGGAAAGGGCGCUGUCCGAAAAUGAUAAGGACAGCGAUCUGGAAAGAGAUAAUAGGAGGAGACAAAUGGGGAUUCAGGAUGAGCAGCAGUCGUCGGCCCCCGUCAACUAAUCACCUCUUAAUAAUAUGUAUGAGAUCUUUCUUUCCAGGGAUAUAGAUCUCAACCGCUUAUACGGAUUUCUCUUCAUUUUUUGUCGUCACCACUUUCAUGCUAUCUGUCCUAUGUUUCUGUACGGAGUAGAAAAUUUGAAUGAUACUGUAAAGCCAAAUAGCCAAUAGCAGGAGAUAGAUUCUUGCCUGAAAGGAUUGCCACACGAAACUGUAUAAUGUCAACGAUAGUGCACGACGAAGUUUUGCAGCA